Molecule: messenger RNA, 1656 nt
Organism: Botrytis fragariae
Lineage: Eukaryota; Fungi; Ascomycota; Leotiomycetes; Helotiales; Sclerotiniaceae
Product: putative cytochrome p450 family protein
Exons: 5
Coding region: 1-1656 (551 amino acids)
Molecular function (GO): monooxygenase activity; oxidoreductase activity, acting on paired donors, with incorporation or reduction of molecular oxygen; heme binding
Source: RefSeq, a predicted model, not a curated record
AUGGGAUUGAGUGAAAGGUUUACCGAAGAAAUGUCGACAUUCGAGUCCUUUGCGGGCAUCCCUUCCUAUCUUGUAAUUUUACAAAUCAUCUUCUCUACAUUCUUUCUCAAGCUCUUUCUCACUGCAAUUUAUCGUAUCACUUUCCAUCCAUUUGCAAAGUAUCCCGGCCCAAGAUGGGCAAAGAUCACAGAUUUGUAUUCUGCUUAUCAUAGUUUGAGAGGAACUCUUCAAAUUAGAACAUUGCAAGCUCAUGAUAAAUAUGGGAGUGUAGUUCGCUUGGGCCCCAAUAAGUUGGUUUUUAAUUCGGCUGAAGCUCUUCAAGAGAUUUACUCAUCGAAAAAUGUUCAAAAAUCAAAAGGAUAUGCUGCUCUAGUCACCACACCAGGUGUACAUAACGUCCACAAUGCAGUGGAUUUCUCAGUCCAUAAACACAAAAGAAGGGUUCUCUCAAAAGGUUUCUCUAUUCCAUCUUUGCUAGCUUUCGAGCCAACAAUGAUCAGUACUGUUAAUCUCUUGAUUAAAAAUCUAGCUAAGGCAUCUAUCAAAAGCGAAAGUCAAGAUAGAUGGUCGACACCUAUCAAUAUGGGUACUAGCUUUAAACAUAUGUCUUUAGACGUCAUGGGAGAAUUUGGCUUUGGACAAUCAUUCAACUUACAAACAUCUUCUGAUAACCAUUUUCUUUCUGGAAUGGUUGCAGGUAUAUCAACGAGAGGGGGUGUUUUACUCCAAUGUCAAGCUUUUCAAAAAAUAAGAAUCGAAAGGUUUUUCUACCGGAAAGUUCAUACGGCGGUUAUGAGAUAUUACUCUACGGUGAGUAAAUUGGUGGCAGAUAGGCUGAAGGAAGAUAAGAAUUCAAAGAAAGAUUUGUUUGCCUUCAUUUUCGAUGCGCAGUAUUCGAAUAAUGGUAAGCAUGAAGAUAUUGAAACAAUGACGGUUUCGGAAUUAUUUACUGAGAGUGGAUUUUUACUUGCUGCUGGUUCUGAUACAUCCUCGACGACUCUCUCCGCACUUCUCUUCUACCUCUCUCGAUACCCAAAAUGUUACGAAAAAGUCGCCACAGAAAUCCGAUCUACCUUCUCAUCUCUCUCCGAAAUUCACAGCGGCCCAGAAAUCACCUCCCUCAAAUAUCUACGCGCCUGCAUUGAAGAAGCUCUCCGCAUGAGUCCACCCCUCGGCUCCGCACUCUGGCGGGAAGUUCGUCCCGGAGGUAUCACUAUCGAUGGUGAACUUGUUCCUGCGGGCUAUGAUAUCGGAUGUGCAGUCUAUGCUGUACAACAUAAUGAACGCUAUUUCCGUAACUCCUUUGAAUUUCAACCUGAACGUUGGAUAGUAUCGGAAGAUAGCCCGCAGGAAAAAAUUGAGGAGAUGAAAAUGGCAUUUGCACCGUUUAGUUUGGGACCGAGGGGAUGUCCAGGGAAAACGAUGGCGUAUAUGGAGAUGGGGCUUAUGAUGUCGAGGAUGAUCUUUUGUUUUGACUUCAGGAGACCGAGGGAUGGGGGGUUGGGGGAGGUGGGGGAGGGGGUAGUGGGUGAUAUGGGGGGAAGGGAAAGAGUAAAUGAGUUUCAGUUGAUGGAUCAUUUGGCUAGUACGCAUGUGGGUCCGUAUGCGGAGUUCAGAUUGAGGGAUGGGCUAGAGAGUGUGUUUGAGGGGCUCUAG